This is a messenger RNA of Podospora pseudocomata, 870 nucleotides long. RefSeq lists its product as uncharacterized. Bases 94 to 693 code for a protein of 199 amino acids. The record is from RefSeq and is a predicted model, not a curated record. The transcript is spliced from 4 exons. NCBI's taxonomy places the organism in Eukaryota, Fungi, Ascomycota, Sordariomycetes, Sordariales, Podosporaceae.
UCAUUCAAGCCCACGAUGGCGUCAUGUUUGUGAGGGCAGCACACUUAUACGAACUCAUCACAUCUCAUAUCAAACUUAUGAAAUAGAAAUUUUAUGAUGCCCUCUACCUAUCCAACCAUUCCAAAUACACUUUUCAUCCCUCCAGACCAAAAUCCAGCCAUGAGCGAUCAAAUAGACGAGGAAGACCUCACCCGGUCAAGUUUGUGUUGUCAGCCAUUGGCUUCACUGACAAGGCCGGUGGAUGUUCACCAGAUUACAGACCGCGACCCCCUCGCCAGAGCCUUCUUCCAUCCCCCUCUAUUUGGCCCCCUAAUCUUCAACAACGAAUCCUCCGACUGCCGCGACCACUGCGCCAACGAGCGCACCUUUCUCUCUUACCUCCGGUUAUCGAUCUACAUGGCCAUUGUCUCCGUCGCGAUAGUCCUAUCCUUUCAUCUGCGGAAAACAGCGACAGAGACCGAGUUGAGGAUGGCGUAUCCCUUGGGGGCGGUUUUCUGGGCGUUGAGUGUGAGCUGUCUUGGGGUGGGCUUGGCGAAUUAUAUCAAAACGGUGAAUAAGUACAGCAGGAGGGCGGCGAUUGUGCAGACGGGGUGGAAGACGCAGACUGUGAUGGCUUGCAUAGCGCUGUGUAUCGUCGGCGCGUGCGUGUCGUUGUUGGUGAUAAAUAAGUUGAAUGAGGGGGCUGACGAGUGAGUGAUGCUGGAAGAUGAGAAAGCAAUUUACGAGGACGGUUGCCACUCUAUGCAUUAAUGAAUAUCAUGAUCCGUACAUCUCAAAAAUUUAAGGUAGAAUGUGACUAACCAAGCUCAGAUGCUCAGACGAUAACAGAAAGAUACCCGGACUAUGAGAUACAAGUACCCAGGCCACAUU